This is a messenger RNA of Pimephales promelas (fathead minnow), 2227 nucleotides long. It is a transcript of the gene kcnk3a, whose product is annotated as potassium channel, subfamily K, member 3a. Gene Ontology annotation, cellular component: plasma membrane. The record is from RefSeq and is a predicted model, not a curated record. NCBI's taxonomy places the organism in Eukaryota, Metazoa, Chordata, Actinopteri, Cypriniformes, Leuciscidae. Gene Ontology annotation, molecular function: outward rectifier potassium channel activity; open rectifier potassium channel activity; potassium ion leak channel activity. Gene Ontology annotation, biological process: stabilization of membrane potential; potassium ion transmembrane transport.
AAAGCCUCAAUAAUCCUCCAUUUUUCAAACCUCUCUGUAAAUGAACUGUCUGUUUCGCACCACUGGGAGGUUCUGAAGAUGAACCCAGGCUGAGAUGUUGACUCAACAGGCACAUGUGCACCCGUGGUGCUGAAGGAACAGCUCAGUCGCAAUGAAAUCACCAUCACCAUCACUCCUCAAAGUUUGUGGCUCGUUUCAUUCGCUCUGACCAUGAAGAGGCAAAACAUCAGAACCCUCGUGUUGAUCAUCUGCACUUUCACUUAUUUGCUCGUCGGAGCGGCUGUUUUUGACGCGUUAGAAUCCAAGAUGGAGAUCACUCAAAAGAAGGUCCUGGACGAUCGGAAGCUAGAGCUCAUGGACAAGUACAACUUGAGCAAAGUCAAUUUUGACGAGCUGGAGCGGGUCGUGCUGCAGCUGAAGCCUCACAAGGCUGGGGUCCAGUGGAGGUUCGCUGGCUCCUUUUACUUCGCCAUCACGGUCAUCACCACUAUAGGAUACGGUCAUGCGGCUCCCAGCACGGAUGGUGGGAAGGUGUUCUGCAUGUUCUACGCUCUCCUGGGGAUCCCCCUUACCCUGGUGAUGUUCCAAAGUCUGGGCGAACGCAUCAACACCUUCGUCAAGUACCUGCUGCACCGUCUCAAAAAGUGUCUCGGCCUUCGGCACACCGAGGUCUCCAUGGCCAACAUGGUGUGCAUUGGCUUAAUAUCCUGCAUGAGCACGCUGUGCGUGGGAGCGGCGGCCUUCUCCCGCUACGAGGACUGGAGCUUCUUCCACGCGUACUAUUACUGCUUCAUAACACUCACGACCAUUGGUUUUGGGGACUACGUGGCCCUGCAGAAGGAUAAUGCGUUACAAACCAACCCCCAGUACGUAGCGUUUAGCUUCAUGUACAUCCUCACGGGCCUCACGGUCAUCGGCGCCUUCCUGAACCUGGUCGUUCUGCGUUUCAUGACUAUGAAUGCCGAGGACGAACGGCGCGACGCCGAACAGCGUACGUUGCUGUCCCGCAACAGAAAGACCGGCGGUGGCGGGACCAUGUCUGAUCCACCGUCCUCGUCUGGCGCGGCCCACGGGUCCGGGAAAGGGCUGUGUAACGUCUACGCCGAAGUGCUGCAUUUCCAGUCCAUGUGCUCUUGUCUCUGGUACAAGAGCCAGGAGAAGAUGCGCUACUCAAUUCCCAUGAUUAUCUCUCACGAUCUGUCCACUUCGGACACAUACAUGGAGCAUAGCGAGAUCUCCGACCCCCUCCACUCCAACGGCUGUGUGUGCAGUGCCUUGCAGGAGCACUCCGGCACCAGUUCAGUGUACACGGGCCUGCUCAGCCCAGCACAUUACCAAAGACUCUCCAAACGCCGCAGCUCCAUCUAGAGGGCUGGAGGAUGUUGUGCAUGUGAAUCUCUUUCGCCUUACGAAACCAACCACUGUUAUACUUGGGGUUGAAAAACCACUGCUUCUAAGCUGCUCGGAUCCUCUGUCAGUCGAAUAAAUGUAAUGUAGUGAUAGACGGGGGAGGGCGGCCUGUCGGCAGGUGCUGCUUGAGGACCGGAGACAUAGAAGCGUGCAAUAAGAACAGGGUAAAUGCCUGUAUUUUUUUUAAGUACUUUGAGGUUUUCGAGAAAAGGCAAGAUGCAAACUGCUUGCUCUUCAGUGAGCUCAAUGGUAAAUGGAAACAAAUGCUGGUCUUUUAACAACCAACGAGUCCCAAAGUGUCAGGAUAUUAUUCUGGUUUUCAUUCCAAUAGAUACAUUUUGUGAUGCAACAAAUAGUGAAUUCUUUAUUAUCUUUACAGGAGUUAUGAAAUAGUUAUUAAAACAAAAUAAAACAUAUUUUUAAAACAAACAAUCAUCUUAAAUGAGAACUUAAUAAUGAGUGCAGACCUUUGUCAGGGUGGCCCAAUAUUUACUUUCUUACAGGAAUAGAAUUCUGCAGUGACGAUGUAUUUUUGUUGGCCAACCCAGAAGUUACCAUCACACUGGUUCCCUCAACAAAAACCCAGUAGGAUUUUUCCAUUGGCUUUUGGAUUAUUUCAGAAAAUAAGCUCGGUGACCAACACAAGUGUAUGAUUCUUAAAGGACAAGUUUGGUAUUUUACAAUUAAAGCCCUGUUUUAAGAUUGUUUCUGAUGAAAUAGAAUGGUUAAUAUUGUUUUUUAAACAGAUUCUGCUGUCCUGAGAUUUUUCGGAUCCUUUAAACUUUAGUUUACAAAGAUGUGAAACUCACCGAGCGGU